Molecule: messenger RNA, 2763 nt
Organism: Gymnodraco acuticeps
Lineage: Eukaryota; Metazoa; Chordata; Actinopteri; Perciformes; Bathydraconidae
Gene: cunh2orf42
Product: chromosome unknown C2orf42 homolog
Exons: 8
Coding region: 118-2064 (648 amino acids)
Cellular component (GO): nucleus
Source: RefSeq, a predicted model, not a curated record
AUGCGGUUGUCGGGAUGUAAGGAGCAAUGGCGACGGUCGAGACGGAUUUGGAGGCCAGAGUAGACCUGAAUGUGACCAAACAGAAGCCGAACACAGGUUAGAAUCAAUUUCCUUCCAAUGGAGAGUUUGAAAAUGGAAACAGAGGUGACAGUGUCCUCCUCAGUGAGCGUGGUCUCCUCCUCUGCUACCCAGACUACCAUCUCUCAGGCCACCCUGGCAUCGAAGCAGAGAGACGGCCGAAAACCCACAGCCACGACUCCCCCCUUCCUCUCCAACCUGGGGAGGGCCACGCUGCGGGGGAUUCGCAAGUGUCCGCAGUGUGGCGUCUACAACGGCACCCGCGGGCUCAGCUGCAAGAACAAAGCCUGUGGGAUUUCCCUCAGAAAUGCUUCCACCAAGGCGGGCAGGAAAAGCAAGAAAUGUGGAGUGGAGGUGGUGAAAGUGAUAAUAGACAGUGAGGAGAGUGUCGGGAAAGAGGGUGCAGGAGGAGUCCUGGGUGGCGGCUCAGGUGGAGGAGUCCAGGUGUUUUCAGUGAGUCACAAAGGAAGAGGAGCCACAGCGACGCAGCUGGGCUUUGUUGAACUCGUCCCCACGGAUACGGCUAUAGCUACAGGAGACGGUGCCACCCUGCUAACUCGCAUCAACCUGGGGCGCUGCUUCUUGCCCUCAUGCAGGCAGGGUCAAAGGUCAAAUCAGGGCGAGACAGAAUCAGCGGUGGCCGGUUCAAAACAGUCCUCCGACAGCCUCUGCGUCCACAUUAAACAAGCGAUUGAGUGUCAGAGUCGCGCAACACCACUGACCUUAAAGAGCUCCGUGCUGGAGGGGCUGCAGGCCUCCAUUCAAGCCAAGGAGGAGCUGUGGAGGCUGGCCACGGAGUCUCCUGGCCCCCUGGUGCAGCGCGUGGCAAAAGACACCCUGGUGGUGAAGUGCCACACAGAUUCCCAGCAUCCUCUGGGGCUGCUGCAUCUCACCGUAGGAGCAGGUGGACUGUCGGAGGUUAAGAGCGAGGGGAAGGGCAGAGAGCAGCAGCACACGGUGUGUCACUGCGCCUGUCAGCUCAGUAGCAGGAGAGGUAAACCUGGUGCUGAUGGAGCAGGUGGAGCGUCCGCCAACUCUCUUCCUCCAGCUCCCAGCUCCCAGCCCUGCCUUCACUUCUACGCCUGUGUGUGUGCCUUUGCAAGCGACGAGAAACUGGCUACAGAGUUUGCUGCUUUCAUCAACUACACCCCAAGUGGUGUGCAGCAGAACGCCACCAGUAGGCUCUUCAGUCUCAGUGAGAAGCCUCUGCAGCAGGUCGAACCCUUCAUCUCUCACCACACAACAAAGAAGCUUCGCCUGGAUGAUUCUCUCUCUGGCAGUACGCAGGCUGUGGAUGAGCGUACGGUGACCAUGGGCUUCCAGCAGUGGCUGGCUAGCGUCACAGAGAGGAUCCACCAGACCAUGCACUACCAGUUUGAUGGGAAACCUCAGCCUCUGGUGUACCACGUCCCCCAGGAGUUCUUCAACGCUCUGCAGCAUCGCCUGUCGCUGGGCUCCAAGAAGAGGAGGCUGCCCAACUUCACAACAGCGUUUGUGAGGAAUGAUGGACUUCCUCUCGGCUCUUUCUCCAAGUACACCUGGCACAUCACCAAUCUCAUGCAGGUCAAACGCAUCUUUGACACCUCAGAGCUGCCUCUGGAGCUCUCUCAGAGCUUUGUAAAAAAUGCCGACAGCUCGUAUUCACGUUUUCACUGCCCUGAGCCUCCGCCUGAACCAGAACUACCAGAUGGAUUCAGAACAGAUCGGCCGCAGGCUAUACGACCGAUGGAGCUCCGAACCUUCCUCAAAGUUGGACCAGCGGAUCAGAAGGAUGCCAGUCCGUUUGUGAUCGAGUGGAUCCCUGACGUUCUGCCUCGCUGUCAGAUGGGGGAGCUCAGGAUCAGCUUCGAAUUUGGACACCAGCAGAGCGGCCAACAGGAGAUCUGUGACAAAACGAGUGUGGCAGAGAAAGGAGGUCCUAAUAAAUCGGACUCAACCCAACCCAAACUCACAAAGGCUGCUGAAAUCCUUCCGGUGGGUGUUUAGUGACAGUAAUCAGUGUCAAACCUGCAAUAAUCCAUUUAACCGCCUCUCUGGGUUUAAAGAUAUGGAUUAAUAUGACUCAUUGACUUAUACAGCAUCUAAUAAAUAUAUUAUUCUGCAAUGGAUAAUCAAUUUGCUUCCUCCUACUCCCUUUCGGACACAUAUGAUUUAUUAUUAAUAUGAAGACAUUUUUUGUUUUUUUGUUGAAUAUACAAAUAUUACCAUGAAUGUGGAUAAAUACUGUAUUAUUACAAUACGGUAUUCUGUUUUUCACAUUUGUUAUUUUUUAAUCUGUUCGAAAUAAAGACUGAAAGAAAGAAUUGCCAUAUGAAGGACAGUAUGAUAUUUAUCAUUAGUGUUUUCAGACAAUCUAGUCUGUUGUACACAACUCAUCAUAAUGCCUUUUAUACUGAAUGCUAAGUAUUCAUUACAUCAAACUCAAAGAAAAACAACAAAAAGGAAGAAUAUUUUGGGGAAAAUGCCUUUUUGUUGAAACACAAUAUGACACAACAACCAGAAAGAAGAAAAAUGUAUACCUUGUAUUUAAAACUAAGACAUGUUAACGAACUUGAUGAAAAUGUUUCUUCCAAUGGGAAAACACACAUUCACUAUUCCCUAACCUUUCCUAAAGGUUAACUGACCUGUAUUUGUGUUCAAGAUGUCUGUGUUUCAAUGGAAAGCAUAAAGGAAAUAAAACACGUA